Messenger RNA from Saxophila tyrrhenica, 3564 nucleotides. RefSeq names its product pre-mRNA processing RNA-helicase (gene PRP5). The coding region runs from base 1 to 3564 and encodes 1187 amino acids. The record is from RefSeq and is a predicted model, not a curated record. The transcript has 2 exons. Gene Ontology annotation, molecular function: RNA binding; ATP binding; RNA helicase activity. Lineage: Eukaryota; Fungi; Ascomycota; Dothideomycetes; Mycosphaerellales; Extremaceae.
AUGGUCCGCUCACCACCCCGUAGAAGCAGGGACAACGAUCGCGGCUACCGCCAGAGGUCGAGGAGCCGUGAUCGCAAUGUGAGAGAGCAAUUCCCACCAGGUGGACGCAACGGACACUCAUCUAGGGGCCAGCAUCGGUACGAUGAUCGCAGACGCAACGAUGACCGAGACCGCUACCACGACCGCGACGACCGACGCCGGGGCGACCGAUACGAUGAUCGCCGUGAGCGCUCUCAACCCAGGGAGAGGGAGAGGGAGAGGAAGAGGUCAAGAGAUGGAGAUCGCAAUGGGUCCGACGACCACGCCAGGAAGCGGUCAAGGUUUGAAGAAGAGUCUUCGCGUGGUGCCAACCGCCGAGACGACAGAGGUCCAAGGAACGAUAGGAUGAGCUCGAAAGACCGCGAGUCUUCUCGACCGUCCACUGCCGACUCCUCAAGGAAAGCCGCCGCCGAAGCUGAGGAGGAAGCGAAAAAGGCCAAGCUGGCGAAAGUGGCGGCUUGGAAGCAGAAGCGUCUAGUAGAGUCAGGCAAGGGUGCCGCAUCACCAGCAGCUGAGUCUCCAUCUGCCACAACCCAGGUACCCACACCAGACGUUUCGUCACCUCCCAAUCACGGAUCUCCUAGCAAAGAUUCGCCUGCACCGGCUUCUGGCCCAGCAUACGCUGGCGACUUCGACCCUGCCGCGGCCGGCAAGAAGGCGUUCGACCCCAAGGCUAUUGCCAAGCGUGCAGCAGCAGCAAUGGAGCGUUCAAAGGCUGCUUCUCUCGGCGGCGACGUUGUCAUACCAAAGUCUGUGAACCAGCCAUCGAAUGGUGUCACAACGCAGGCUAACAACAGCAAGCCGGCAUCGAUGGGCAAGCCCAAGAUGUCACGAGCGGACGCCAAGAUCUCUGGUUUCGGUCUGAGCAAGGCUGCUGAGAAGUCAGACAAGCUCAGUGCUGCUGGCAAAGGGACCGCUGCGCCUUUGGAGGAAGAGGAAGAAUCCAAGCGCAAGUUAGAGAAGCUACCCGACAUGCCCAUGACUGAUGUCAGCGAUGCUGCAUUCGCUAAUGACGAAGACGCUCAGGAGGAAGGCGAUGCCAUCCGCUCGGAAGAUGAGGAAGAGGAGCAUUUACGCGAGGCGGCUCAGAAGCGGGCCGAGCAAGCACAAGCUGAGCAGGAAGACGUCCCCAUGACCGACGGCGAUGCGGAUCCUGCCGACGCUGAAACCAGCAGUGGGGCUGUCGAAGACGUCAAGAUGGGAGGUGAAGAGGAAGACGAAGUCGAUCCACUCGAUGCCUUCAUGGAAGGACUCGUACCCUCCGCGCCCAAGAGCCGUGUCAAUCUUGCCAUCGGCAAGAAGGCCCCUCAAAUCUUCGAUGCAGACGAUGAGCAGGGUAACAUGGCUGCAGUCGGCGACGCUGACGAUGACGAGAUCCUCAAUCUCGCAGCUAAGAAGAAGAAGAAAGAGAUGCCGAACAUCGACCACUCUGCAAUCAAGUACGACGACUUCCGCAAGAACUUCUACUCUGAGUCGGUCGAGCUGGCGGAUAUGUCGCCGGACGACGUCGAGGAGCUCCGCAUGGAGUUGGAGAACAUCAAGUGUCGCGGCAUCGAUGUUCCAAAGCCGAUCAUGAAGUGGUCGCAAGGUGGUUUUGGAGCUCAGAUUGUGGACGUCAUUCGCGAGCAGAAGUUCGAGAAGCCGACACCCAUUCAGUCGCAAGCCCUCCCAGCGAUCAUGUCUGGCCGCGAUGUCAUUGGCAUUGCAAAGACAGGUUCCGGCAAGACGCUCGCCUUCAUUCUGCCAAUGUUCCGGCAUAUCAAAGACCAGCGCCCGAUCGAGAACCUCGAAGGGCCAGUAGGACUGAUCCUUGCACCGACACGUGAACUCGUCACUCAGAUCCACCGCGAAUGCAAGCCCUACCUCAAGGCCAUGGGGUUGCGUGCCGUUUGUGCUUACGGCGGAGCACCGAUCAAGGACCAGAUUGCUGAGCUCAAGCGUGGGGCUGAAAUUGUCGUUGCCACUGCUGGCCGCUUCAUCGACUUGCUGGCCGCCAACGCCGGUCGAGUUACGAACCUGCGCCGCGUCACGUACAUGGUCAUGGACGAAGCUGAUCGCAUGUUCGACAUGGGCUUCGAGCCUCAGAUCACCAAGAUCCUCAAGAACAUCCGCCCAGAUCGGCAAACUGUGCUGUUCUCGGCUACGUUUCCAAGGAACAUGGAGGCGUUGGCUCGGAAGGCACUGACGAAGCCAGUGGAGAUCAUCGUGGGUGGGCGCAGCGUUGUGCCGCCAGAGAUUACUCAGGUCAUCGAAGUGCGCGAAGAGAAGACCAAGUUCAAGCGUCUGAUCGAGCUUCUCGGCGCUCUCCACGACAAGGACGAAGAUGCGCGGUCUCUCAUCUUCGUCGAGAGACAGGAGACAGCCGACAGGAUGCUGAGAGACGUCAUGCAGAAGGGAUAUCCCAUCCUAGCUGUCCAUGGCGGGCGCGAACAAAUCGACCGCGAUCAAUCCAUCAGCGACUUCAAGGCCGGUAUCGCGCCAGUCAUGGUGGCUACGUCCGUCGCUGCCAGAGGCCUGGACGUCAAGCAGCUCAAGCUUGUCGUCAACUUCGACUCUCCGAACCACAUCGAGGAUUACGUGCACCGCGCUGGUCGUACAGGACGUGCUGGCAAUACGGGCACUGCAGUCACCUUUGUGACGCCCGAGCAGGACCGCUUCGCUCCAUUCCUCAUCAAGGCGCUCAAGGACAGCAAUCAGGAGCCUCCAGAAGAGUUGGUGCAGCUUCAGCAAGCCCACGAGGAGAAGGUCAAAUCCGGGGAGGCGAAGAAGGUCGGAUCCGGGUUCGGGGGCAGAGGUGUCGAGAGGUUGGAUGCUGCGCGUGACGCGGAGCGUGCUCGUGAGAAGCGGCAGUACACCACCGGCGACGAGCCAGAGGAGAAGAAAGAAGACGACCCAGAGAAGAAAAAGCAAGAGAAGCAGGUCGAGGACAUGUUGGCGAAGGCUAAGGGAGGGGGCGUCAAAGAGCGCGAAAAGGAGACUACCGCCGACGAGAGUAUCCUUCCCGCAGCACUCAAGACGCUCCUCAAGAACGCCAUGCAGGUCCAAAAGGCCCCGACCCCGGCCCCCGCCGCCUCCAAGCCAGGUUCCGAGAGCGUGGCCGACCGCAUCGCCAAGGCCAAAGCCGCCGCCGCCACCAUCGGCACCCGCCUCGGCAAGUCCGGCGGCACGAAAUCCGGCACGCCGAUGGACAACCGCGGCCCGGACGCCGGCGAGUACCACGCCAUCCUCGAGAUCAACGACUUCCCGCAGAGCGCGCGCUGGGGCGUGACGAACCGCACCAACGUGGCGCGCGUGCUCGAGCUGACAGGGACGAGCAUCACGACGAAGGGGAACUACUACAAGGAGGGCACGGAGCCGAAGGUGGGGGAUCCGCCGAAGUUGUAUAUUCUGGUCGAAGGGGAUACGGAGAGGCAGGUCGAGAGCGCGAUGGCGGAGUUGACGUCAUUCUUGAGGGCGGGGACGAUUUCGGCGUUGCAGGGGGAGUUGAGCAAGGGGGCUCCGAUGGGGCGCUAUAGUGUGGUGUAA